AUGGAGAAGUGUGAUAAGUUUAAAGAAGCUAAAGCGAUUUUACCUGUACCGGGCACAGAAAAGUCAAUUUUGCAAUUUAAAAAUACAAGACGUGAAGAGCGUGUUCCUGUUAUCGUUUACGCAGACAUGGAGUCAGUUUUAAAACGGGUAAACGACAAGUUGAGUGUAAUGACUAAAGUUAGUCAAAUACAUGAACCCUUUAGUUAUUGUAUUUAUGUUGUGGCUGACGAAAAUAUCCUACCAGCCAAUAUUCGGUCUUUGCUGCCACAAAAACCUGUGUUAUAUCGUGGGCCAAACGUUUCAAAACAUUUUGUAUCAACAUUGGUGGAACUGUGUAAAAAGGUUAGUGAAAUUAUGCAAAUUAACAUCGAUAUGUAUGACUUAACCCUCGAGGAACAGGAACGUUUUAAAAAUGCUACUGCUUGCGAAUCUUGUGCCAAACCGUUUGUCGAGCAUGAACAAAAAAACGACAGCAGAUUUUGUACAAAAGUCAAAGACCAUUGUCAUUGGACUGGUAAGUUUCGUGCUGUUCUUUGCAACACAUGUAAUUUACAACGACGGUAUCCAGCCUUUCUUCCGAUCGUUAUUCACGGGUUGAGUAACUAUGACGGACAUAUGAUUAUUCCCGAACUAGCAUUCGAUGAUAAAGAUAUAACAGUCAUAGCUCAGUCAGAAGAACGUUACAUAUCGUUUAGUAAAACUAUAUCUAGUUAUUUUCAAUUACGGUUUAUAGAUUCGUACAAAUUUUUGCAAGAGAGUUUGGCGAAACUUACAUCAAUAUUGCAACUCGAAGAUUUUAUCGAGACGAAAAAGGUUUUUGAUUCAUUGGAACUGGUUACGAGAAAAUCCGUGUUCCCGUAUGAGUAUGUAGACAGUGUUGAAAAACUAGAUGAAUGUCAAUUGCCAGACCGUGACAGUUUUUACAGUUCUUUGACAAUGUCCACGAUUUCCAAAGAAGACUACGAUCACGCAAAAAAAAUGUGGAAUUACUUUGAGUGUAAAACAUUGGGAGAAUAUAGUGAUAAAUACUUAAUGGUUGAUGUAAUGAUACUAGCAGAUUUAUUUCAAAAAUUCCGUUCGCAGUGUAUGAUAAAUUACAAACUCGAUCCUGCUCAUUAUUACACGUGUCCCGGCCUUACGUUUGACGCAAUGUUAAAGUAUACUGGUGUUAAACUUGAACUUAUCACGGACAAUGAUAUUUUGUUAAUGUUUCAAUCAGCUAUUCGUGGUGGUCUUUGUCAGGUAGUUCAACGUUAUAGUAAAGCCAAUCACCCUGCAUUAAAUGACUACGAUUCGAGCAAGCCUCACAAGUAUAUACAAUAUUUGGACGCCACCAAUCUUUAUGGUACAGCAAUGAUGGAACCUAUGCCGUGUGGUGAAUUUGAAUGGGUUAAAGGGAAUUUGGAAGAAAUAUUGAAUACACCACAUGACAGUGCGUACGGAUACCUUGUUGAAGUAGAUGUUGUUUAUCCAGAAUAUUUGCACGAUAUACACAAUGACCUACCCUUUUUGCCGGUAAACGAUCGUUCACCUCUGGAUGGUUCCAAAUAUAAAAAAUUAAUGGUUACACUAGAUGAUAAAAAUAAAUAUAUUGUUCACUAUCGAGCUUUGCAACAAGCUGUUAAAAAUGGUUUAGUUGUAACCAAAAUACACAGAACAGUAAAAUUCCAACAAAGUCGUUGGUUGGCAUCAUAUAUACAAUUAAACACAAAUUUACGAAAACGUGCAACAAAUAAAUUCGAACAAAGUUUGAGUAAAAAUAUGAACAACUCUUGUUAUGGUAAAACAUUGGAAGAUGUACGACAUCACCAAAAUAUUUAUUUAGUGAGUUGUGCGAAAAAGCUUGCUCGUCUGGUAGCCAAACCAUCGUUUAAAAGCGUAACAAUUUUCACUGAUAAUCUUGUUGCUGUUCAUAUGUAUAAAGAAAAGAUACAAUUUUUCAAACCGAUAUAUAUUGGACAAGCUGUAUUGGACAUAAGCAAGUGUAUAAUGUACCAAUUUCAUUAUAAAACUAUGCUAAAAUUAUACGGUCCAGAAAAUAUUAAAUUAAUAUAUAUGGAUACUGACAGUUUUAUAUAUGAAAUUGGUACAAAUAAUUUUCAAAAUGAUGUGCAAAACCAUUUGUUACCAUACUUUGACACAUCAAAUUACGAUAAAAGUCAUCCUUGUUAUAGUAACACCAAAACGAAACAACCGGGUACAUUUACCGACGAAGCUGGCGGUAAGCAUAUAGAGGAAAUUGUUGCGUUAUCACCAAAAGUGUAUGCGUAUACUAUAAAAUCUGAUGGUGAUGAAAAAAAGAUAUGCGAGGUGAAAAGACUGAAGGGAGUGUCAAUGGGUGUCGUUGCGCGUACAAUUGAAAUAAAACACUAUUUAAAGUGNUACAAUUGA
Messenger RNA from Daktulosphaira vitifoliae (grape phylloxera), 2391 nucleotides. RefSeq lists its product as uncharacterized. The record is from RefSeq and is a predicted model, not a curated record. The transcript is spliced from 3 exons. Bases 1 to 2391 code for a protein of 796 amino acids. NCBI's taxonomy places the organism in Eukaryota, Metazoa, Arthropoda, Insecta, Hemiptera, Phylloxeridae.